UUCACUUCAGGUUAGGACUCCCACUGGAGUAAGGAGAGAAGGACAGGACAGCGUCUGUCGUUAAAACUCGCAGGAGGAAAACGUCAAAUCACUCGGAUACACUCCUGGAAACAACGACUUUCAGAUCGUUAAACCUGAGCAGCACACCACCCGAAAACCGCGUCGGUUUAUUUUUGGGCCAACGGAUUGAUCCCGGACUGUGUGUGCGCGCGUGUUUUCCUUUGGAUGCACAUACACACACAAACACGCGCGCGCAGUCACACAGGUUGCUAGCGGAGUUAGCCGGGUUUGCUAGCUCGCUGUGGUUAGCUGGGCUUUCCGUCCGCUGGGAGUGAACGCAGAGCGGGGUUAAAGUUUAGAAACAGUGCCCGACAUUUUCCAGACAGAAGGCUGCUGGUUCAGGCAUGAUGUGCGGGUUUUUCGGAGGUUUGUCAAGUUGGCCGGCUGGUAGCAUCGGCUGACUGAAGCCCAGCAUUAGUACCUCGGAUUGGACUCAUGUGUGUUCCCCCCCCCCUUUCUUCCUUUUCUACUGCUGUUUUUAAACAGUUUUUUUUUAAAAGCGGACUUUGCCCUCGGGGUGUUGUAACUCAGCUCCCUAUAUUAAAUAAAAGCCUCAAUUGAGUCUUCUUUUGGAGUUUCUCAAAACUUGGCUGGAAGUUUUUAUUUCUUUCUCUUCAAGGAGGAGGUAAAAAAAAGUUGUUGGGAAGUUGAGAAGGAUUUUUCCAAGCCUGUGGAAAAAAUGGAUGCGGGAAUAGAGAAAGAAUGCAGCGCCUUGGGAGGGCUCUUCCAGCUCAUCAUGAACGACAUGAAGGCCAGUUAUCCUACAUGGGAGGACUUUGUAUCCAAAGGAAAUAAACUGCAGUCACAGCUCAGAACGACCAUCGUGGUGACCGGAGCCUUCCUGGAUGCUUUUCAGAAGGUGGCAGACAUGGCGACUGGAACCAGAGGUGCCACCAAGGAGAUAGGCUCAGCGCUAACCAGGAUGUGUAUGAGACACCGGAGCAUCGAGUCCAAACUUAAGCUGUUUACCACGUCCCUCUCAGAAGGUCUCAUCACACCUCUGGAGUUGAAAAUGGAGGAGUGGAAAAAAGUGGCCAGUCAGCUGGAUAAAGACCACGCCAAAGAGUACAAGAAGGCCAGAGCAGACAUCAAGAAGAAAUCUUCAGACACCAUCAAACUGCAGAAGAAGGUGAAGAAAGGGAAGGAUGAAGCUCGGGGACAAUUGGACAACGCGCUGCAGGACGUCAAUGUGCGUUAUGCUGUGCUGGAGGACACCGAGAAGCGAGCUGUGUGCAGAGCACUGAUAGAAGAAAGAGCUCGAUACUGUAGUUUUGUCAGCAUGCUGAAGCCUGUGCUGGACCAUGAGAUCAACAUGCUGGGUGAGGUGACACACCUGCAGACCAUUCUGGAAGAUCUGACAAACUUGACAGCUGAACCCAAUAAACUUCCACCAGCCAGCGAGCAGGUGAUCCUGGACCUUAAAGGUUCUGAUUUCAACUACACCUAUCAGACACCUCCAGCUUCUCCCAGUAACACUCUCUCCAGGAAGAGCAGCAUCAGCAGCUACCAGUCAGGAUCAGUGAGACAUGUUCCCUCUUUGGACUCUAUCAGCUGUGCUGUGGAUGGACUACACAUGCAGCGCUGCUCCUCCCCCUAUCUGCUCACCGGCUGCGAUGAAAACGGUCGAUCUCUCAGCGAAGGGAACUCCCCCUCUCGCCUCGGCCGUCACGGCAGCCGUGGUCGCUAUGGUUACGCAGCUGGCUAUGGCCACCGCCCCGCUCAGAGUCGCCGCUUUAGCCGCAGGGAUUUGAAAACUGAUUCAGUUGGCUCCACCAAUCAGCUGGCCUCUGGGGGAACUGGAGGGGCGGAGAACGGCCUCUUGGCCCCUCCACACAAUGCCUACAUACAUGGAGAGCGAGCUCGCGCCAUGUCUGCAUCUGGAAAGCCCUGCUUGGCCCAGGAUCAGCUGGCAUUGUCACUGGGUGCGUUGAAUUCUGACGCCCCGAGAAGCAGCAGAGAUUCUCUGCACUGUUCCAGCGGCUAUAGCACCCAAACCACCACCCCGUCCUGCUCCGAGGACACUAUACACACCCACACUGUAAAGAGAGAUCCUCCUAUCUAUGUCGACUAUGAGUCCAUCUCUCUCCACGGAGACACUGACUCUAUCUCCUUACAUCACCUCUCCCACGGCAACAGCCAGUCAGAUUUUGACAAGUCAUCGACCAUCCCGAGAAACUCCGACCUCAGAUUCCAGUACCGGGAGUUCAUCCACUCCAAGCGUCCUGCCUCUACUGUCAGCCUAUUGGCUGAGUCCGACUUGAGUGGUGGGUCUAACCGCCAGAUGCCUUCCCACACGGCAACCAUCAGGCGCAAACCUUCAUCUAAGCCGCCUUAUCGCAGAGGAACAAUCAGUGGUGGGGUUCCCAUCCCCAUCUCCACCCCGCAGGUUCCACUCAAAGCCGUCGGCGGAACCAGCGGAAGCGAUGAGAAUGUUUUCAAAGUGCCCUCUUCUGUAGGUUUAGGUCACAGUAAACUCUGCACCUCCACCCAGAGUCUUAGUGCUUUACCACCCUCCUCCUCCCCAUACUACCAGAUUGUCCCAGGACAGAUGCCCAUCCCAGUGCCCGUACCCACUGUUCCUUCGCUGCCAUCUGAGGGAGGGAACAGUGUCAAACAACAGCAACAGAGGCAAUACAGUCAACCACAGCAACAGCACAACCAGCAAUUCCAGAUUCAACAGUUCCAGCAACAGCAACAGAUUCAGCAGCAACAGUUCCAGCAGCAGCAACAGAUUCAGCAGCAACAGUUCCAGCAAUGGCAGCAGCAGCAACAGAUUCAGCAGCAACAGUUUCAACAUCAGCAGCUACUGCAGUUCCAACAGCCCCAGAUUCAGCAAGCCCAGCAGCUGCAGCAUCAGCAUGAUCAGUAUCAGCUGCAGUUGAACCAGCAGCAGAAACAGAAGCUGUUCCAGCAGCAGCAACAGCAGCACCAGGCCUACACUACUCAGGCAGAGCCCUCUGGUGUGCCCAACAACAUCAACUACCAGCCCCAGGCUCCUCCACCCACCAGCCAGGACCAAAACCCUGAGCAGGUCACCCAAGAAGAAGAAGAAGAUGGAGGAGGCAGCAGAAACAUGUUGACCCUUAUUAGAGGAGUAAAGCUCAGAAGGACCAUCACCAAUGAUCGCUCUGCCCCUCUCCUACCCCCUCCAACCAAUCACAAAUGAGGCUGACCAGCAGAUUUUUAUUUCUCUGCUAAACUGUUAAGUUUAGUUUGGUUUCUGAAGAGAUAUCAGAGUGUGUCAGCACAGAGAAAACUCAAACACACUUUGAAAGUGUCGACAGAUUGAUUUUUUUCGCUGGAACUCAACAUUGCUUGUUUUAUUUUAUAAAUUUACUUGAUUGCCCUUUUAAAUUUAUGUUUUAAGCAUUUUUGAGACUUUUCUGUUGUUGCAGUGACCGUCUUUUUGCCUUUUUUUUCAUGCAUUUUGAUUGUGGAUAAAGUUUUUGUGUGACUCAGUCUUACAGAAAGAACUUUUGAUUUGAUUAUUUUAGUUGGUACUCACUUCCUGGUCAGAAAAUGUAAUUAGGCAGAACAGGAAGCUGUUAGCGUCUUCGGCCUGGCUGUGUUUGAUUUGCUUUCUGCCUAGUCUCCCAGGAUGGUGGGGUUUAUCAGUAGUUCGGUGGACUCACAGUGGUUGAACCAUGAUCGUGGAGUUUCGAAUUUACUGACUCGGGGUCAGUGGUUGUCUGGUGUAUUUGAUCUGAGUAUUUAGUUGGUUUCUGGUCAUCUCAAAGAGCCAAAUGCUAACACUCGUGACUCUGCAUCUGGCUUUAGAUUUAAAUAAGGUAGAACAAGAAAGAGUUUGAGGACACAAGGA
This is a messenger RNA of Pelmatolapia mariae (spotted tilapia), 3880 nucleotides long. RefSeq names its product MTSS I-BAR domain containing 1 (gene mtss1). The transcript is spliced from 15 exons. Gene Ontology annotation, cellular component: cytoplasmic side of plasma membrane; actin cytoskeleton. Gene Ontology annotation, biological process: cell projection assembly; plasma membrane organization. Gene Ontology annotation, molecular function: phospholipid binding; actin binding. NCBI's taxonomy places the organism in Eukaryota, Metazoa, Chordata, Actinopteri, Cichliformes, Cichlidae. The coding region runs from base 740 to 3226 and encodes 828 amino acids. The record is from RefSeq and is a predicted model, not a curated record.